AUGGUUGAAUUAGAUUUUGGGGAUGUUAUAGAAUAUAAAAUAGUGAGUUUUUCAUAAUUUAAUACAAUAAAGGAGCUUAAAGAAAAUCUUUAAAAUUAUUAUAAUAAACAAUCGAAAUUUGAAUAAAUAAAUAUUGAAAUUUAUAAAGAUCACAUUCUAUAAACCAAUGAAAAAAUCACUAUAUAUAAAUUGCUUGAUUUAGAUAAGGAAAUAAAACAACCAAAAAUCGAAGCUAAAUCUAUUACUUAAAACUAAUAGAAUCAGGAGCCGAAUGACAAAACAUGCCUAAAUAAAUAAUAAUUUGGAAAAUUGUAAAGUGAUUCUCAAAUAUUAUAAGAAUUAUAAUUACUUAAAGAGUUGAUCAACUCAAAGUUCAAAAUUUUAGAAUUGUAACUUACAAAUAUUUUAGCAGAUUCACAAAAAACUAUUUUAAAAGAAUUAGAAUUUUAUGAGAGAGAUUUUACUUAAAAUUAAUAGUUAUUAAAGCAAUCAUUUAUAAAUAAUCCUGAUUGGAUUUAUUAAAAAUAUAAAUCAUUCAGAAUAUAUAAUAAGGUUUGCUAAGCACAUGUAUAAUCAAUAUUUGUAGAAUUAGAGAAGUUUGAAUCUAAUUUAUAAAAGGAAUAAGAACAAAUUACUAAAUUAUAUGAAAGUGGUUCUAUUCAAUCAAAAAACUUAAUGAAAGAAUAAUAGUACACUGUCGGUAAAAAAAACAAACUAACAAAUAACAAUUUUGAAAUAGAAAUAGAAAUAGAAAUUGAUACUACUUUUAGUGAAAUAAUUGAGUAUUUAGAAAGUUAAUAUCCUUCUGAAUUUAAGUAAUACAUAUAAGUCUUUGGUCCAAUACAGAAAUGGGUAGGAUUCUCAACCAAAAGAGAGAGAGUCGUGAGUAUUUCAGAAAAAAUGUGUACCUAUCCAGUCGAUAUAAUCAAAGUUGGUCCAUUUCACAUAAACAUACCAAAAAUAAUAAAUAACUUAGAACUAAAAGUUGAAAUAUAUGAGUUGAAGAAUUAACAUCAAGUUUGA
Paramecium tetraurelia is the source of this 1023-nucleotide messenger RNA. RefSeq lists its product as uncharacterized. NCBI's taxonomy places the organism in Eukaryota, Ciliophora, Oligohymenophorea, Peniculida, Parameciidae. The transcript has a single exon. The record is from RefSeq and is a predicted model, not a curated record.